Messenger RNA from Octodon degus (degu), 1533 nucleotides. It is a transcript of the gene Tespa1, whose product is annotated as thymocyte expressed, positive selection associated 1. The record is from RefSeq and is a predicted model, not a curated record. Gene Ontology annotation, molecular function: signaling receptor binding. Bases 1 to 1533 code for a protein of 510 amino acids. Lineage: Eukaryota; Metazoa; Chordata; Mammalia; Rodentia; Octodontidae. The transcript is spliced from 8 exons.
AUGGAGGCCUCUGUGCUGAGCCCCACGUCCUGGGAGAAACGGCAAGCUUGGCUCCGUCAGAGCCGUAACUGGCAAACGCAGGUCCUGGAAGAGGAAGCUGCAGCCGCCCUGCAGGAUGUCCCAGACCCAAUGCCUUCCAGCCUGGAUGAUGUUUUCCAUGAAGGAAAUCCAGUCAACAAGAUUGAAACCUGGCUGCAGGGCUGCGGAGACUCUGAAGAGGAGGUUUCUGAGGUAUCUGGACAACCCAUCUACAACGGGUUUUCCAGCCAUGGAACCAGUUUUGAAGAUGACUUGAUGCUUGGAGCAGAGGCCACACUGCUGACUGCUAAUGACAAACUCUUCUCCAGGAGUUUCCUCCAGACAUCCAAGCCUUGCCAGCUACUUGAUCUUGGCUGUAGCUUGGCUUCUAGCUGCAUGACUGGUGGAACCAACAAGACUAGCUCAAGCAUUUCAGAGAUUCUGGAUCAGGUGCAAGAGGAUGCAGAAGAUGUACUCUUCAGUCUAGGGUUUGGCCAAGAGGACCACAAAGACACUACUCGGAUCCCUGCAAGAUUUUUCACCAACCCUUCUCAGGCCAAGGGCAUCGAUUUCCAGCUCUUCUUGAAGGCGCAGGUGCAAAGGAUUGAGACAGAGGACCCCUGCCUCAUGCUGGCCAGCAGGUUUAAGCAGGUGCAAACACUGGCUGCUACUGCCGAUGCUUUCUUCUGUCUCUACUCCUACGUGUCCAAGACACCAGUUCAAAAGUUCACACCAUCCCAUAUGCUCUGGAAUUACAACCCAACUGAUGUGCCAUCCAUCAGGAUUCUGGCCCCAGAGCCCGAACCCCACUCACCUAGGGAGCGCCUCCGGAAAGCUAUCUCCAAAAUGUGCCUGUACACAGGUUCCCGAGACCAGCUGUCCUCAUGCCACAACACCUACAAAAGGAACAGUUUGGACCAAGUGGUUUGGGAAGUGAUGGACAGAGUGCGAGGAGAGAAGCUAGUUCUCCAGCAAGUCUCUGAGUCUCGCCAAGGUCCACAAGAAAGUAGUGAGUCCCCCAUAGGAGCCACAAAGCUGCCCACUUCUUCCUCUCCAAGUACCCUUGGUCCCAAAGUGGAAACAUGGCAAGAGAUGUCCACAGGGCUGGCACUAUCACAAACUCUGGGUUCUAACCCCGAGGAACCCUACUGCACACAUUCUCUACCAAAAGCACUUCCACCAUGGAACAUAAACCCUACACAGGUAAAACGAGAACUGUGUGGCCCACAGUCGACUAAUAUGGAAGCACAUUCAGCCAAGAAUGGGACUUUCUGGAAUAGAAAGACCAAAGCAAGAAAGAGCCUAUUUCAAAAAAGUCCACUGGACAAGAAGGUAGAAGAGUCACUGCAUCUGUCCGUCAUCCAGCAAAAAUGGAAGAAAAGUCAAGACAGAACAGAACUGCCCCAAUCCCUAACCCAGAAGCCUCAGCACACUUCUGACUCAGAAGAGGUGAGUGAAUUGGAGGUGAGGGAGAGGCUGGAAGAGAAAAGCUCUGAAUGCUUUUGCACAGGGUGA